UUAUGAAUAAUGUUGUCAAUCGAACGCCCAAUGAUUGCGAUUUAAUUUUAGUUUCUGCAAUGAUGUCCGGACUUGCCAAUUUGAUACUUUUGGGCUGUUUUGGGUCAGUAUUUAGUAAGAUUGAAGUGUACGAUUAUGAUCGAUUAUUCGGUAUGAAGGAUACAGUAGAAGAGGCGAAAUAUAUCUGCGCAGAUAUCGUAUUUUUGCUAGACACUUCGUGUAGUAUUGAAAAGGAAGACCGCGGCAAAAUGGUGACAAUUGUAGAGACUGUUGUCAACGCAUCUAGAGUAGGUGAUAAGAUGGCGAGGUUUGGUGUGGUGACAUUUGACAGAGGUGCCAGAGUUGAGUUUGGACUAAACGAAUACACCAGUAGGGAAACAAUGCUUGCAAGACUUGCCAAGUUGAAAACGGCAGUCUCUAGUGACGACUAUCCACAAGGAUGCAAGACGUACACGUGGGAGGCCCUUGAGUUGGUACGCAGGGCAGAGUUAUUGGGAACAGAACCUAGGUUUGAUGAGACAACUGGUUGCAAGAGAGGAAGGGUUGUUAUUAUCAUGACUGACGGCGUUCCUUUCUUGUCAAAUAAAGCAAGGGAGCAGGCUCUUGUAGACACAAUUGAACAGGGGGCUAUAAAUGCGGACGUUGGUAUAUCUACAAUGGUAGUUCAACUGCCAAACAAAAAUGGAAAAUACCCAACAGAAAAACACGAUGUUUUUGAAUCGUUGGUAACAAGGAUGCGAUAUUAUCAUACAGUAGAAAAUAACACAGAUUUGGAAAAGCUUGGCCAUCGCUUCUUCGAGGAUCUGGUUAAAUUCUGGCCUUGUUGUUAUAGUUGCAUGGCAACGAUCGAUCUCUGCUAUGUCCUUGACCGGAGCAUUAGCAUUAAAGUGAGCGACAUCAUAUUGGCGAAGGAAUUUUUGAAAGAGCUUUCUGAUUCAUUCUUGGUGAGUUAUGAUGAGAACGCUGUGGAUGAACCUAAGUGGGAUCACGCCAUGAUUGGUGUAAGUAGCUACAAUACUGAUGUAUAUCAGCACUCAUUGGGAAAAGACUGCCAAGACAACGCAUGCGUCCAUCAAACUAUUGAAUCCAUUCCGAACGCACACAAGUUAUACACUGAAACAGACGAUGCACUGCGUAAUGUGAGAGAACUCUGUCUUUCGCCAUAUUCGACUCGAGGACGCAAUGUUCCAAAAGUGACAUUACUGUUGACGGAUGGAAAUACUUGGGAAACGUAUACAACUUUUAUCAAUUCUCAAAAAACUAUUGGUGUGGCUCAAGAUCUUCGUGCUGCCAACAUUUCGGUUGAUAUCAUUGGAUUGCCAAAUUAUCAAGAGCGUGUAGGGAUCGAGGAAUGGAUGGGUGUGGCCAGUAAUUUCAUUAUUGAUUUGCGACGAACCCCCGAUAGUCCUUGGCUUCCUGACUAUAAAGAUUUGAAGCCGAUUGUUGGAACUGUGGCGAGGUUAAUAUGUGAGAAAUACGGUGUCUCAGAAUGA
Owenia fusiformis is the source of this 1493-nucleotide messenger RNA. The record is from the annotation of a GenBank genome assembly. Lineage: Eukaryota; Metazoa; Annelida; Polychaeta; Sabellida; Oweniidae.